Molecule: messenger RNA, 1566 nt
Organism: Penicillium odoratum
Lineage: Eukaryota; Fungi; Ascomycota; Eurotiomycetes; Eurotiales; Aspergillaceae
Product: cytochrome P450
Exons: 8
Coding region: 1-1566 (521 amino acids)
Molecular function (GO): heme binding; oxidoreductase activity, acting on paired donors, with incorporation or reduction of molecular oxygen; iron ion binding
Source: RefSeq, a predicted model, not a curated record
AUGUUUUCAAUGCUUUGGACGAGUGUAUUAGUGGCCCUUGCGGGUUUUUAUGUCUUCAUCCGCCUACGUGGUCGUGCAAGGCAAGAUCUGGCUCUCCCUCCGGGGCCGCGUCGAACAACCAUCAUUGGCAAUCUAAGGGAUCUACCAGGCGCAGAUGAACAGGACUGGCAGCACUGGCUAAAACAUAAGGAGCUUUAUGGCCCUAUUAGCUCACUUACUGUGCUAGGUAAACACAUAAUCAUCCUAAAUGAUGCCCAGUUGGCAGUUCAGCUUUUAGAAAAGCGAUCUGCUAUUCAUUCUUCGCGGUUGCAACAACAUUUCACGGAAAUGUCGGGCUGGCAAUAUGUUCUUGGGGCCCUCAGGAAUCCAGAGCAUGUCAGAGCUACACGCAAGUACUUAUAUCAAGAGAUUGGUUCGAAAAAUUCUGUUGCUUGCUUCAACGACGUUCAGGUAACGGAAGUCAGUCGUUUCCUGCUAAGGAAAAUCUCCAACAUCAUAUCCGAAAAAGCCGGAGGCAUAGUGCUGAAAAUUGGAUAUGGUUACACCAUCAAUCCCCAUUCUCGAGACCCACUGGUUGAUCUGGCUGAUAAGGCGAUGGAGGAUUUCUCCUUUGCCUUGAUCUUAACAGCAUGGGCCGUGAAUUUUGUUCCAAUAUUGAGAUAUAUACCUGCUUGGUUCCCCGGCGCAGGCUUUGUAAAUGUCAGCCGCGCCUAUAAAAUGAGAGCAGAGGCAUUCAGCAAGGUCCCAUAUGAAUUUGUGAUGAAACAAAUGAGUAAUGACAGCUUCAAGCCAUCGUUUCUGUCCAGUCUCAUUCAGAGAAACCCCGCCCUCAGACCGGGAUCCGAUGAAGAGAGGAUAAUCAAAUGGAGUGCGGGCAGCUUAUACGCUGGAGGUGCUGAUACAACGGUAUCCUCAAUUUCUAGUUUUUUCCUUGCGAUGGCCUGCUACCCCGAAGUACAAUACAAGGCCCAGCGAGAGCUGGACGCAGUGGUUGGGGUUAAUCAACUCGCGCAAUUUGAGCAUCGAGAGGACCUUCCGUAUGUCAAUGCAUUGGUGAAAGAAGUCCUACGGUGGCAUCCAGUCGUACCUACAAAUGUCCCACAUAUAUCGACCCAAAAUGAUACUUGUAAAGGAUAUUUCAUUCCAAAAGGAUCAUCGAUUGUGGCCAAUAUCUGGGGUUUCACACACGAUCCAAAAGUCUACCACGAUCCUAUGAAUUUCAAACCAGAACGCUUCUUGGCUGGUACCAGUGGCUAUCCAGAGAGAGAUCCCCAUAUGCUUGUCUUUGGCUUUGGCCGUCGGGCAUGCCCGGGGCGCACAUUGGCCGAUUCGAAUAUUUUCCUGACCAUUGCACAAUCGCUCAGCGUCUUCAACAUUUCCAAGCCGCUGAACAGUGCCGAGUUGAAAGAUGUUAAGUUUCUUCCUGGAGUCAUCAGCCAUCCUGCUCCGUUUAAGUUAUCUAUUCAACCAAGAAGUGCGGCGCAUCAGGACUUGAUUCAAUCCCUGGAACAUUCGUUCCCAUGGGAAAAGGGCGAUUCUGAACUACUACCAAGUAUCGAUAGCUAG